UCUCUUCUAUUUUAUGCUGCUUCUCUAUCUCUCUCUUUCUCUCUCUUUUUUUACCACUCUCGAAGAAUUUAUCGUCUUUCUUUGGAUUUUAUAUUGAUAUAAACAUAUGGUAAGCAUGGACCUUGAUUUUUGUAUAGAUAAAUAUACUCAUGAUAUAUCAGGUGUCAUGUAUGUAACUAAUAACAUACCUGGUCCAGGUAUAAAUGUGGAUGAUUUUGAAUCUGUAUUUACGUCAGGUUGUUCAUGUACAUUAGAAUGCUCAGAGUGUACUUGCACUCGUGGUUCUGCUAAUUAUAUAAAUGAUUGUAUUAUUGAAGAAAAAUUAUCAGUACCAAUUCUAGAAUGUAAUCCUUAUUGUACAUGCAGUCAGAAUUGUGGUAACAGAUUGGUACAGCGUGGUCCAUUAAAUAGUCUUCAAGUAAUUAACAUUGAUAAAAAAGGUUUAGGUCUUAUAACAACGAAAUUCAUAAAAAAAGGGCAAUUCAUUUGCGAAUAUGCUGGUGAAAUAAUAGGCAUAGAUGAAGCACGGCGCAGGAUCGAAGCUAAUAAAAAUGACAAUAGUAUGAAUUAUGUUCUUGUAGUUUUUGAACAUAUAGGAGAACAAGUAAUUGUAACAUGUGUAGAUCCAAAAUAUUUUGGCAAUAUUGGAAGAUAUAGUAAUCAUAGCUGCCAGCCAAAUGCUAAUCUUGUACCUGUCAGAGUUGAAAGUGUUACGCCACGAUUAUGCUUAUUUGCAUGUAGAGAUAUAGAAAGUGGAGAAGAAAUUACUUUUAACUAUGCCAGUGGAGUGACAAAUUCUAUCCAUGAUUUAAGUGAUACACCUUGCUUUUGUGGUUUCAGCAAUUGUUUGGGUUUUUUACCACAUAAUCCUAUUUAAAAUAUGCAAAACUCUUUUAAAAUAUUAGGUAUAACAGUUAAUUCGGUGCCUUUUUACUAUUAGUUUUCGAAAUAGUCUCUAUUAUUUUCUAUGACUUAGGUAUGUCUUUCAGGCAACUGUCGAACUCUGACGAAAAAAAGAAGGCGAUUUUGAUGCAAUGAAUUUAAUGUUAAGGUACCGAAUUAAUUGUUAUACCUAAUAAUAUAUUACAAAUAUCAUUAAAAAUAAUUGUCACACAGAUUUAAUGAUACUUUGUAGAUCAAUCAUAAUUAAACGAAUACAUAAAAUCUGUUUACUAAUUUUAUGAAACUAUUAACAUUUUUAUUACAAGUUUCAUAUUUCUAAGUAAAAAUUGUGAAGACCCUUUUUUCUAUGAUAUUUAAAAGAUUUCUUAUUUAAACGAAAACUUAUUUCA
Messenger RNA from Polistes canadensis, 1292 nucleotides. RefSeq names its product histone-lysine N-methyltransferase SETMAR. The transcript has a single exon. The record is from RefSeq and is a predicted model, not a curated record. Gene Ontology annotation, cellular component: nucleus. NCBI's taxonomy places the organism in Eukaryota, Metazoa, Arthropoda, Insecta, Hymenoptera, Vespidae. The coding region runs from base 107 to 877 and encodes 256 amino acids. Gene Ontology annotation, molecular function: zinc ion binding; protein binding; histone H3K9 methyltransferase activity.